Molecule: messenger RNA, 234 nt
Organism: Entrophospora sp. SA101
Lineage: Eukaryota; Fungi; Glomeromycota; Glomeromycetes; Entrophosporales; Entrophosporaceae
Source: the annotation of a GenBank genome assembly
AUGACGAUUACUCUUAAUCUAAAGAACAAUAAUGAUUAUGAUCAUGAUUAUUCUGAAUUGGAAAUUGAUAAUUGUUUGGAUAAACUAAUUGUAAAAAUUCAAGAAUUAAAAUCACAAUCAAAGAUUGAUAAUGUUUAUUAUCAAUUCACAAAUAAGGAUAAUAACUAUGAAAACUAUCUAUUUUUAAUGAAUGAAUUUGAAAAGUCAGAUUUGAAAUUAAAGAAUGUUAAUUAG